Malurus melanocephalus (red-backed fairy wren) is the source of this 562-nucleotide messenger RNA. Its product is annotated as peflin-like. Gene Ontology annotation, molecular function: calcium ion binding. The record is from RefSeq and is a predicted model, not a curated record. NCBI's taxonomy places the organism in Eukaryota, Metazoa, Chordata, Aves, Passeriformes, Maluridae. The coding region runs from base 217 to 543 and encodes 108 amino acids. The transcript is spliced from 2 exons. Gene Ontology annotation, biological process: COPII vesicle coat assembly.
UUUAGUGGAAUUUUCCGGGGCUGUAAAACCCGCUGGGAGCAGAAGCUCUGCCCGUCCCUGUUUUUCGGGCGAUUUUCCGGGGCUAUAAAACCCUCUGGGAGCCGAAUCUCUGCCCGUCCCUGUUUUUGGGGGAUUUUACUGGAGCAAAAGCUCUGCCCGGCCCCGUGAGGGGACAGCCCAGCCCUUGACCUGUCCGAKCAGGGGGUGACAGCACCGAUGGCCUCUCCCCGCGCAGGGAAUGYCCCUCCGGGCGUGGACCCCGAGGCGCUUUCCUGGUUCCAGACGGUGGACRCGGAUCGCAGCGGAUUCAUCUCCGUCAAGGAGCUGAAGCAGGCGUUGGUCAACAAUAAUUGGUCCUCGUUCAACGAUGAGACCUGCYUGCUGAUGAUCAACAUGUUCGACAAGACGCGCUCGGGGCGCAUUGAUGUCUACGGCUUCUCGGCCCUGCUGCGCUUCAUCCAGCAGUGGAGAAAUCUYUUCCAGCAGUACGACAGGGAUCAGUCCGGCUCCAUCAGCUUCGGAGAGCUCCAGCAAGGUGGGUGACGGGCAGAGGGGCCGGCCU